Molecule: messenger RNA, 1946 nt
Organism: Daktulosphaira vitifoliae (grape phylloxera)
Lineage: Eukaryota; Metazoa; Arthropoda; Insecta; Hemiptera; Phylloxeridae
Exons: 2
Coding region: 38-1732 (564 amino acids)
Source: RefSeq, a predicted model, not a curated record
GUAUCAAAUGAGUUAGUAUUAAUAUUAUUUUUUUUUAAUGGAAUUUUAUUCUAUAACUUUUGUAAUUAUUGUUGCUUUCGUGUUGAAACCAUAUGAAGCAAAACUAAGUACAGAUUAUCAUGAUGAUUAUAAAAACUACAUCAAUACUGUCAUUAGUUACAUUCAUUCACAAAUUGUAUUGAAUGAAAAGCAAAAUCUAAAACUAAAUCAAUGUUUUAAAAAUAAUAUUUCUUUUAGACAAGCUUUCUUACCAGAAGGAUACAUGAAUGAUUUCAGAGAUAAGUAUUCUUAUACAAUAAAUGUACUCAAUUUCAAGUAUACAGGAAUACUAAAAAAAUUCCUCAAUUACAUAGAUAUUAUUCUUCAACAAUGUAAGCAAUUUCGUGAUGAAAAUUUAUGGGAAAAUUUUAUUUGUUGUGUAACAUCACUUGUAGAAGAAGUGAAAAAUUCCAAGACUAUGUUUGAAAACCUCUAUAACGCAAUGAAGUUUAUAAGUGAAAUAGAUGUAAGAUAUGUGUUUAAUGGAAACAAUGUACCAAAUGCUAUAGUUGAUGAAAUUGAUUUUUUUAAACAAUUUGUCUUACAAUAUACAUCAGAGACUGUAUCAUUUGAUCUCAAUAGCUUACCAAAUCUUAAAGACUCUGAAACGAAAUUUAAGAAUUUAAAUGAAUUUUAUGCAGUAGCAUCAGAAAAAGUAAACAUUAUGUUUCAAAAUAAUAAUUUAAUCGACACUUUUAUAGAAACUAAUUCGAUAACAAAUCAAAUUACGGAAUGCUCUAACAAAAAUGAUUCUUACUUAGUCUAUUUAACAUGUAGUAAUCUUAAUGCGUUUUAUAACGAAACCAUAGACAUUUGGUACAAGAAUCUUGGCUUUGACCUUUUUUUUAACCCUAUUAUACCCAAAUUCAUACCACCAAUAGAUCUAGAUAUAAAUCAAAAUGAUGGAAUUAAAGCUCUCAAUAUUCUUCGUCGGGAAUCUGGUUGGAAAAAAAUGGAACACAUAAGUAUAAUUUAUAAUGGUAAACAAUUUAGCGUAGAUUGGGUAAUAAAAGACGAAAUUAACUACUUGAAUUUUCAAAUAAAAAAGGAGCAUGUAAUACAAUUAUUAAGAUGCCGGUAUACAGAAAUAAUUAAAAAUUACUAUACAUUGUUAUCUGCUAUAUUGUUUCUAUGCAAUGCAGAUGAUAAUGACGAUUAUAAUCAUUGUUUGAUUGAGUUGUAUAACUCAUUUAACAAAUCUAAAUUAAUGCUUGAAGGAUUACAUUUAGCGUUGAUUACUUUAAAUAAAUUAUCAAUAUCAACUGAUAACAUCAACUCUCAAUCGAAUUUACAGAAUAUAUUAAACUGGGUAACAGGUUUUCUCCGUUUAUUGAAGAACAAUGAAUUGUUUCAAGAUAGUUAUGAUGAACAACUUUAUAUAAAAAAAAUGGAACUGAUUAAUAACCUACUAACAGAUUUUUCUAAGUUUUUUGUUGACUUUCGUAAAGAGUUACGAAGCGAUUUGGGUUACAUAAAAAACCGUUGUUUAAUAAAAAAACCUUUUUAUGAUAAAUUCAAAAUAAUAAAUGAUUUUAGAUAUUCAACAACUGUAUUGAAAAAUGCGUAUCCUCAAUAUCUAAUCCAAAAAUACCAUACUGCGUGUAAUUAUUUUGUCAAAUUUUGUGAAGAUGCUUACACAUCAUGCUAUGAAGAUAUGGGUUUCAGAAAAAUUUAUUUUGCAACAAAUGCAUAGGUAUAAAACUUAAUCAUUGUACAGUCGAUUAAAUGGAUUAUUUAUUUGUUUAGUUUUCACUACAUAGUAUAAGCUAGGUAUCAACAAAAUGAAUUACCAGUAACAAGAUAAAAAUUUUUCACUGAGAUAUUUUAAAAUUAUUUUUUAUAGCAUUUAACGUUAUAAACCAUUAUUAAAUCUUAUUUUUAAUUAUAUUAAAUUAAACAUUUGAAAA